AUGACUGAUCUGUCACAGCUGCGCUGCACCUUGCAGCACUACGACAUGCGUUCACACAACCCGUCCAAAGCUGUUUUCCGCUCACAUCGACUUUCUCAGCGAUUUCCAGCUGCUCUCGAUGUCGAAACGGCGCUCGCUGCUGGCCACAACGUAUUCGCCUUGGAUUUGACACUCUACCUGCUGCCUCUCAUUCGGCGCGAAACGGUUCGAGUCUCCCUCACGACGCUUGCCAUUGCGAACUGGCGGCUUGCCCAGUCGCGGGGCUCUGCGCAACAAUUGGUGAGUGACUAUACCGAAAACCCCUUCCCACUGCCGCGCGAGGUGGUGCCUGAUGCAUAUGCUCUUGCGCAUCUCGCUGAAAACGCCGAUUUUGCUCACCACAUUCGACGACAAAUUUCUACCGAUGACCGCACUCCGCACACUGCCUACGGUGUUUACCAGGAAGUGGCUUGCUGGAUUGCUGUCGAAGAACUGCCCCGCGCGCUGGAUGUUGCCACGGCAGCCGCACGAAAUGUGGAUCGGCUUGACUUCCGAGCCUUUGCCGCAGUUCUGCUCCAAUCACGAGGGCGCAGCACUUGGCGCGACUUGAUCCGCGAGGUGACAAGCAACUCCGAAGCCAACCCUCCUCAAUUUGUUCGCGACGCACUGUUUGUGUGCGCUGUCGAGCAACCGAAUCUCGCGCAAGCUGAAGCGAGCGUCAUGCAGCUUGUCGGCUGGAUGAAUCAGUCAAACCAUUCCCUCACGAUUGACAACUGGAACAGCGUUCUUGCUCUUGCCGUGCGCCGCGGAAACCCGGCUGUCGUCGCUCGAGUGCUCGAGACCAUCUCGAAUGCCGGGCUUUCUCGCAACACCGACACACUUCGCUUGCUGCUUGCAGAUGCUGUGCUGCAAGGCAACUUGCUGUCGGCCAUGUCGUUUGCAAUGACCAUUCACCAACUGGAGGGCCGAGUGCGCUUUAAUGAGAUGGAUUUGCUCGAGCGAGCCUACGCUGCCACCGCAACAAAUCCAGCCUCGUCCCCUGAUCGUGAGACGUUUUACAACCAGUUGCAGUCGUUGGCAAAGGCGAGCGGAUAUCAACUUGCGUCGUCGAGGCAGCCUAGUGCUGUAUCCGAGUCAUCUGGCAAACCCCGUGACACUGCCUCCCUCAAUCGCGAUGCCGAGCUCGCACGAGCGGGCUGGUAUUCCCUAUUCCAAGCGGAGGGCAACGCGCGGAGUCGUGGCGCCACGAUCCACGCUCCAUCAUCCGCCCUCGCGUGA
Messenger RNA from Capsaspora owczarzaki ATCC 30864, 1257 nucleotides. RefSeq lists its product as hypothetical. NCBI's taxonomy places the organism in Eukaryota, Filasterea, Ministeriida, Capsasporidae. The transcript has 3 exons. The record is from RefSeq and is a predicted model, not a curated record. Bases 1 to 1257 code for a protein of 418 amino acids.